Messenger RNA from Cokeromyces recurvatus, 3954 nucleotides. RefSeq lists its product as uncharacterized. The transcript has 11 exons. The record is from RefSeq and is a predicted model, not a curated record. Lineage: Eukaryota; Fungi; Mucoromycota; Mucoromycetes; Mucorales; Mucoraceae. Bases 1 to 3954 code for a protein of 1317 amino acids.
AUGCCAUCAUCAGCAACUUCCUCACCUAGUUCAAGUAUUAGAAGAUCUGCUGUAACUAGUAGUAAAAGAAGUUCAAGCAAGUCGAUUAAUCCAAAAAUUGUUUACGAUUAUGCAUUACGUUGUGCCAUUCGUGCCCAUCUCGAGCAAACAAUAGAAAAAAAGAAUGACAGCUUGUCCGUGAGCCCCUCUAGUUCAUUUUCAAAGAAAAAGGAAGAACGGCAACAUCGCCGAACCUUUUCUAGCUUAAGUGAUAAAUUCUCAGAUGAAGACUCAAAGAAAAGUGGUAAAUUAACAAGGGAAAUCGUAAAGGGACUUAUCAGACGUUUAGAUGAUGUCUAUAAAGCAAGGGAUGUUUCUAAACCAGAAUACCUCGAGCCAAAGUUUCGAACGGUAGCCAAGACAGUAAAAAAGACUUUACAACAGGAACACCGAUAUAGACCUUCAGGAACAAUUCAUAAUGUCGUUGUCUUGUUCUUAAAAGCGAGUGAAUCAGAAUUAAAGGCGAAUGAGCCUAAUCCUGCUGUUUGGUAUGAUGAUUUGAAUCAAUAUCUCGCUAGAUUUGUUGAAAUCGUGAUACAGACUGUCAAACAGGAUUCCCCCUCUGCUGCUACACCUGAAUUAUUAGAUUCCCUUUCUGAUUUUUUAGUACCGACAUCAUCAUCAUCUUCUUCUCAAAAGAAUGCAGUCAAGUCUGAUAACCGUGUCUCUACUUCUUCACUGAAUACAGCAACCUCUCCACUUGAAUCUUUAUUACAGUUUCCUAUGGUCGUGACAAUCAAAAACUUAUUUCAAAUCAAUGAAAACGAUCAUCGAAAAAAAGUAUCAGAAUUAAUGCUUAUCUGUAAUGAAUCGGCAUUAUUACAUGAUUUGAAAAAAUGUAUCAAUAAUGUUCAUACAAAUCAAUCUUUUCCAGGGAAAAAGGAAGAUUUCCUAAAUACACAAGCUUAUGAAAAUUGGCAAAAGAAAGAAGUCAAGCAAUUAACAGAAUUGAUAAACACACUUAUGUUGAUGUAUCCUAAUCUAAGUUUAUCUGCUUCAAGUGAAGUAGAUGUGGGAAAUACGAAUUUAUUAGCCCGACAAAGCUCUAUAGAUUCUAUACAAAGUCAGAAUACAUUUACUAAGUCUAUGUCAUCAUCAGAUGAAUCAGGAUUUACCUUUAUUCCAGCAGACCCAAAGGGAUGUUUUCAUUUCUUGAUGAGUAUGUGUCUUGACUAUGAUACAGAAAACUUUAGUUCAUCGAUAUCAGAAGCAGAACGUUCAAAGAUAAGUGCAUUUUCCCAGCAAUCAGAUCAAUUAUUAAGAGAAUGUUGGAGAACAUGGCGUCUAUCUGCUCCAUUUCGGGCUAUCCUUUAUCUGAAUCUUGUUAAAUCAAAAUUUGAUCAAAGCGAACUCGAUAUUGAGGAUCUUAACUAUGCACUUCGAGCAUUAGAUAGAGUAACAAAGGAAAAUGAUAUUCAAUUUUGGUCAACUAUAGAUUAUGAUUAUUUGGUUCGAGUCUUGGAAGGAUUGCAAAAUUCACUUUUAAAAGAGUUGAAAAAUGGACUAUCUGAAUAUUGGAAAAUAAGUCCUACUUGGAUUCAAGAUAUAGUUGAUUUAUUGAUAAAAGUAUGCAGUAAUUCAGUUUAUACAGAUAGUCAUCCUAAUCCAAAAGAUGAGAUUAUUUGUUUACAAGAAUCCAUUGAGGGCGCUGCAGUAGAAAGAUGGAGAAUGAUUGAAGAACUAGCAAAUGACCCCAAAAAGGACUAUCUUUCGAAUUUAUUUACAAUGGCAGAUAACCUUAACAAAGAACUUAUUUCUAUAACUAAAAAGAAAUUUAUGAAGCCAAUUAUGGAUAGUAUAUCGAUCCCUAGUUUAGUGAUGGCAAGACAGUUACCUUAUUUUGCUUUGGAAAUGGAAAAUUGGGCAUACUCACCUGAAUUUAAAACAUGUCCUGUGGAUAGUGCAUUUGAAUUGUAUAAGAAAGUAUUAAAUCUAGAAAAAUUAUAUGAUACAUAUGGACCACAGAGGAAGACAAGUUUAUUUAAAGUUGAAUCAUGGUUUUUGAUUCAUGUUAAACGUUGGUUAAUGAAAACGAAUCAGUCUACAUUAAAGUGGGUGGAGAAUGCUAUUGCACAAGAUCAGUUUCAAUGCUAUAGUGAUUCUGUUGUUUAUUCAUCAUCUAUUAUUGACUUAUUCUCGAUGUUUAACCAAGCAGUUGAUUUUAUAGCUGAUUUACAAUGGCCAAAUGAUAUACAAUAUUGUUUAUUUGAAACAUUUUUAUCCAAAAUUAUAGGAGAGGGCAUUGAAUAUUACUGUCGAGCAUUAGAAGAGUCAAUUAAGAUAGAUAUCUUUGCUUUAAAUCACUCUUCUUCUAUUUCAAGUCAAAAUGAGAACAGUGGAGCCAUUUCAUCAUUACCAUCAUCAAGGACGUCUAUUUUGGAUAAAGCAAGAUAUCAAAUUAUGGGUGAUCGUGUCUUAAGUAAAAUAGAUGUUAGCUCAGUUCCUGUAAACUUUAUCACACCAGAACUUUGUAUUAAAUUGAAUAACAUUGAAACCACUCGUGGUAAACUAGAUCAUCUCUAUCGAAUCAUGCAUGGUGAUAAUAUUGCUCAACUUAUGAGAGAAAACACAAUACCACAGCAGCAGCAACAACAACAAACUGCGAAAAACAAAUAUAUGUAUACAAUUCGUGUUGUACGAGCAGAGAAUCUUCGACCUAUGGAUAAGAAUGGGCUUAGUGAUCCUUAUGUCACGUUUGAAAUCGAUGGUAAAGUCAUUACUAGAACAAAAACAGUUUAUGAAACCUUGAAUCCUCGUUGGGAUGAAGAGUUUGAUAUUUGGCUAAGUGAUGAAGCAGUUGAUGUUUGUGUAAUUGUAAAUGAUGAAGAUAUAAUUACAGCUGAUGAGGAAUGUGGUGUGGCAUGGUUUACUUUAUCUCCCAAGUUUAGUGAUAUUUAUCAUCAAAAAGAUGACUUGAUCUUGAACUUAUCGCCACAAGGAUCAUUGAUUUUACGUGUGACAAUGGAAAGUGAAAAGAAUGAUAUACAAUUUUGGUUUGGUAAAGCUUUUCGUACUUUGAGGACAUCAGCAAACGAUGUAGCAGGUUUGAUUGCAGAUGAGAUGGCACCUUAUUUCCGUCAUUGUUUAUCUCGACAAGUGAUUGAAAAGCUUUUAGGAAGAGAUAAAAAUAAAUUCUUUUCUGUUUUCAGUCGAGUGAAAAACAAGCAGCAAACAGAGCCUGAUCUACAAGAUUGUGAAGAUGCUAUUACACCUCUUUUGGAUUUCCUUGAACAUAAUUUACAUAUUUUAAAUGAAAAUUUGUUAGAAUCCAAUAUGCACCUUGUAGUAUUAAAGAUUUGGAAGCAAAUUCUUCGAACAUUAGAUGAUGUCCUAUUACCGCCCUUAUCGGAACAUAUCUCUGAAGUCAAGCCGCUGGACGACUAUGAACUUCAUGUUGUUUUAAAAUGGUUAGAGUUGUUAAAAGUUCUUUUCAAUGGUGGAGAAAGUGGCGAUGCUAUUCCGCUUGAAGACCUUGAAAAUAAUCAAUAUUAUUCAAUACUAGCAGUGAAUGCUGCUUAUCAUCUCAGCACUGAGCAAUUAAUUGACGCAUAUCAUACGUCAAAACAAAGAACAGUUAUAAACUUGGGUAAUAAACCAGCGAACCGUAGUAAAUCUGUCUACCAUUCGAAAAACACAAUUCGACAAAAAAAGAAAAACAAUACAAAGAAAGAUAAAAGAUCAACUGUGAUUGAUUUACCUCAUGGAGACGAUAUUUUACGUAUCCUUCGAAUGCGUCAUGACAAACACGUUACUGAGUUUUUAAAACAAGAAUUUAAAAAGCGUAAUAAGAACAGUCAUGAUGAAGCAACAACAACCGUAAAUAAUAAUGCUUUACCAGAUAACUCUACUACUGCCCCUCUUUUAUCUACUAACCCAGCCAUACCAAAUCAUAAUGGUAUCACUCUUACUGACUAA